AUGGACGAUGCGCAAGAAAUCCAUAAUUAUCCUUUUGAUUCAAUUAUCAACAUAUACCUUUCUGCCAAAAAAUAUCAAAUCCCUGAUGAUUAUAACCAAUGUACUAUUCGAUGCUCUAUUAACUAUAAUAAAGAAGGUCCAGUUUUUCAAAUAUGUUUUGGAAAAUACUUUGAAUAUGAAGUGUUUUCUACUAAAACAGUUACAGAUGCUGCAAAUUUAUUUCAUAAAAAAUAUACACCUGAAAAAGGAACUAAAACAUCAGGAGUAUAUUUAUUUGGCCUUCAUCUCAGAGUAUUAAAUGAAACAAGAACAUCAAAAUGA
Racocetra persica is the source of this 321-nucleotide messenger RNA. The record is from the annotation of a GenBank genome assembly. Lineage: Eukaryota; Fungi; Glomeromycota; Glomeromycetes; Diversisporales; Gigasporaceae.